Glarea lozoyensis ATCC 20868 is the source of this 1440-nucleotide messenger RNA. Its product is annotated as ALDH-like protein. The record is from RefSeq and is a predicted model, not a curated record. Lineage: Eukaryota; Fungi; Ascomycota; Leotiomycetes; Helotiales; Helotiaceae. The transcript has 5 exons. Gene Ontology annotation, molecular function: aldehyde dehydrogenase (NAD+) activity. Bases 1 to 1440 code for a protein of 479 amino acids.
AUGGCGACAUCUACCUACAAGCUCGCUAACUUCGAAACCUUCCAAAACACAAUAAACAACACCCUCACCCCCAUCCCACGCACCCGUCGAGGAAUCAACCCCAACACCGAGACAGAACUCCCCGAAGUCCCCAUCUCAGCGCAAGAAGACGUCGACAACGCCGUAGCAGCCGCCCAAGCCGCCUUCCCCUCCUGGAGCAAUCUUAGUCAAGAUGAGCGAGCUGAGUAUCUAAGCAAGUUUGCUGACGCUAUCGAUGCUAAUCAAGCUGGUUUUGCGAAAUUGCUUGGGGAGGAAUGUGGGAAGCCGCCGCAGGGGGUGGGGAUUGAGUUGUUUUUGGUUACCCAUCAGAUUAGGGAGACGGUGAAGAUUAAGCUAGGGGAGGAGGUGGUUGAGGAUAGUGCUGAGCGAAGUAUUGUACAACGCUAUGUCCCAAUGGGCGUAGGAGUUGGAAUUGUGCCAUGGAACUUCCCUAUGCUACUCGCUACGAUCAAACUCACUUCAGCUCUCCUCGCCGGGAACACCUUCAUCUUAAAACCCUCCCCUUUUAGCCCUUACACGGCUCUCAAACUAGGCGAAGUAGGAGCUCAGGUCUUCCCCAAAGGCGUCCUUAACGUCUUGAGCGGAGAGGAGGAUUUAGGUCCUAUGCUUACAGCUCAUCCUGGCGUUGCAAAAGUCAGUUUUACCGGCUCGAUCGCUACGGGAAAGAAAGUGAUGCAAGCAUGUGCUGCUACACUUAAACGUGUCAGCCUUGAACUUGGAGGGAAUGAUGCAGCUAUUAUCUUGCCGGAUGCUGAUCUUGCUGUUACCGUACCGAAGGUAGCAACCCUAUCCUUCUUCCACACCGGUCAACUCUGCGUCGCCAUAAAACGUAUCUACGUCCACUCAUCUAUCUACGACGCCUUCCUCGCCGCAUUCACCUCCUUCGUCUCGACUCUCAAGAUCGGAAACGCCAGUGAUCCCGAAGCUACUCUGGGACCUAUCCAGAAUAAAAUGCAAUACGAAAAACUCCUAGACAUGCAUAGCGAGAUCUCAAAACAAGGUCUGAAAGUUGCACUUGGCGCCGACCUUUCAACUGACAAAAAGGGAUUUUUCUUGCCGCCGACUGUGAUUGACAAUCCACCAGACGAUGCCCGAAUAGUAACGGAAGAGCAAUUCGGACCUAUUAUACCACUCCUCAAGUGGACUGACGAAGAGGACGUUCUACGGCGUGCGAACGACUCUUUGAUGGGACUAGGUGGCUCGGUUUGGGGAAAGGAUGUCAAGAAUGCGGAGCGUGUGAGUCGACGGCUGGAGGCUGGGAUUGUAUGGGUGAAUUCCCAUGCCGAAACGGGACCCCAGGUUGCGUGGGGAGGGCAUAAGAAUAGUGGGAUGGGUGUGGAGAGUGGACUCGAAGGGCUGAAGGGAUGGUGCAAUGCUCAGGCUGUGUGGGUUUCUAAAUAA